UCAACAUAAUCACCACAAACUCACAUUCGACGCUACUGCAAGCUCAGAGAGAGAGAGAGAGAGAGAGAGAGAGAGAGAGAGAUGGAAGUUGUAAAAGUGCUGCACAUGAAUGGAGGAAAGGGAGACACAAGUUACGCAAAUAACUCCCUAGUUCAGCAAAAGGUCAUAUCCAUGACCAAGCCCAUUACAGAGGAUGCCAUUACCCAACUCUACUGCAGCACGUUGCCAAAGAGCCUAGUGAUCGCAGACUUGGGUUGUUCUUCCGGACCAAAUACUUUGUUCGUGGUUUCUGAUCUUAUCAAGGUAGUGAACCAACUUCGCCAAAAACUAAGGCAUCAAUCACCCGAAUAUCAAGUGUUCUUGAACGACCUACCGGGAAAUGACUUCAAUACAAUUUUCAAGUCGUUGCCAAGCUUCCAGAAAAAAAUGAGCAGUCAAUUGGGAGCUGGUGCUGGUCCAUGCUUCUUUGCAGGUGUUCCUGGUUCUUUCUACGGCAGGCUUUUCCAGAGCAAAACUCUGCAUUUUGUCCAUUCUUCUUAUAGCCUCCAAUGGUUAUCUAAGGUUCCCGAGCAGCUGGAGAGCAACAAAGGGAACAUUUACAUGGCACGGACAAGCCCCCCAAGCGUACUAAGGGCUUACCAUGCACAGUUUCAACAAGAUUUCUCAAUGUUUUUGAAGUGUCGUGCAGAGGAGUUGGUGUUAAGCGGGCGAAUGGUUUUGACACUUUUGGGAAGAAGAAGCGAAGAUCCGUCUAGCAAAGAGUGUUGUUACAUAUGGGAACUUUUGGCUCUUGUACUCAAUGAAAUGGUCUCCGAGGGAUUUAUAGAUGAAGAAAAAAUGGAUUCUUUCAACAUUCCUCAGUAUACACCAUCUCCGUCAGAAGUGAAAUCUGAAGUUCUGAAAGAAGGAUCCUUCUCCAUUGCUUGCCUAGAGGUAUCUGAAGUGAAUUGGAACAUUUAUAGCAAUGAUGGUGGUUAUAAUGUUGCACAGUGCAUGAGAGCCGUGGCUGAACCCUUACUUGUUAGUCACUUUGGAGAAGCAAUCAUUGAGGAGGUUUUCAGUAGGUAUAGGGAAAUUCUUUCUGAUCGGAUUUCAAAAGAGAACACUCGUUUUGUCAACGUGAUUGUUUCCUUGAUAAAAAAGGAAUGAUGAUGAUCUUGAUCAAGAUAUAUGUCAAUGGCUUUCUAUGUAGUAGUUACUAUAUCAUAGAUUGAAAUAAGGGCUCUUCAGCCUUGCACCGUUUCACGGCAUGAAUGAAUCAUGCACUUAGCUAUAGUUUGUAAUGGUUAUCUUCGAAUAAUUUGGUAGUUCAAAGCUAGCUAGCUACUGUAUGUUUCGUUUCGAAUUUCCAUCCAGAUCAGGGUUCAAAAAUGUAUUAUCUGCUGGUGCUUAAUUUGUUAUUUAUAUAUAUACUUAAUUAAAUUAUAA
This is a messenger RNA of Carya illinoinensis, 1428 nucleotides long. Its product is annotated as S-adenosyl-L-methionine:benzoic acid/salicylic acid carboxyl methyltransferase 1-like. Gene Ontology annotation, molecular function: S-adenosylmethionine-dependent methyltransferase activity. The transcript is spliced from 4 exons. Gene Ontology annotation, biological process: methylation. Lineage: Eukaryota; Viridiplantae; Streptophyta; Magnoliopsida; Fagales; Juglandaceae. The record is from RefSeq and is a predicted model, not a curated record. Bases 82 to 1149 code for a protein of 355 amino acids.